Molecule: messenger RNA, 2414 nt
Organism: Frankliniella occidentalis (western flower thrips)
Lineage: Eukaryota; Metazoa; Arthropoda; Insecta; Thysanoptera; Thripidae
Product: beta-galactosidase-1-like protein 2
Exons: 14
Coding region: 265-2352 (695 amino acids)
Biological process (GO): carbohydrate metabolic process
Cellular component (GO): vacuole
Molecular function (GO): beta-galactosidase activity
Source: RefSeq, a predicted model, not a curated record
GCGGACGGCCGCGACAACCCCAAGUGGUUAAACGCCUCUGUGGCGGCAGCCGCGCGCGAGGAACCUCUCCGGUGCAUGGCCGCGCGCGUCGCGUAGUAACAGGCGCUAUUAUACAUGCGAGGAUUAAAUCGCCGAUAAGGAAAUAUAAAGCGGGGGCCGGGACUCGCUAGCGCCGCCGUCGCGCACGACAAGACACUCUGGUGGCCGUGCACACGCGGCACACCCUCUCCACCACCGCGCCGGACACACCACAUUCACGCCACCAUGUGUAACGUCUGCUGCCUGGCCUGCAACUUGAUCAAGUGGUUGCUAAGUAUCGCAGUUUUGGUCUUGAUUGUCCUCGCCUUUGUGGCGGGGGGGUACAUUCUUGGACCACUCGUGGCAAAAGAAACGAAAGGCCCACCAACCGUCUAUGAGUACUACACUGAUGGGGGAGUAUCAGAGGGGCUGAAAGCCGAAAAGAGGGACUUUACCUUGAACAAAAAAGUAAUCUCCCUUCACAGUGGUUCCAUUCAUUAUUUCCGAGUGCACCCACAGUACUGGAGAGACCGCCUUCGAAAACUCAGAGCAGCAGGAUUUGUAGCUGUUGAAACUUACGUACCAUGGAACCUUCAUGAGCCAUAUGAUGGUGUAUUCGAUUUUGGUGAUGGUGGUGAGGAUAUGUCACCCUUUCUCGAUAUCCGCACUUUCCUUAGAAUUGCCAAGGAAGAGGAUCUGCUAGCAAUUCUGCGUCCAGGACCUUACAUUUGUGCUGAAUGGGAAUUUGGUGGUUUACCAAGCUGGCUCCUCAAAGACCCUACUAUAAAAGUUCGGACAAAUGAUGCAAAAUACAUGGCAAAAGUGGAGAGGUACUUCAAUCGACUUCUUCCCAUCCUGAAAAAUUAUCAGUUUUCUACUGGUGAAGGCCCAAUUAUUGCAUUCCAGGUUGAAAAUGAGUAUGGAAAUACAAAGGAAGUUGACAAAGAGACAGAUAUUGCACACUUAGUAGCACUUAAAGGAAUGUUUGAAAAAGCUGGUCUUCAAGAGUUGUAUUUCACCUCUGAUACUCCCUCUAAGGGAAAAGAAUAUGGAGCAAUACGCGGAGUGCUUGAGGUGGCGAACUUUAAUGUGAAUGCUUCAGUUGAGCUGGAUAUACUCAAAACAUUUCAGCCAGACAAGGCAGCUAUGGUGAUGGAGUUCUGGACUGGUUGGUUUGAUCACUGGGGUGAAUCUCACCAUGGAAUGUCUUUGCAGGACUUUAAAACUGUGCUGGAAGAUAUCCUUAAAUAUCCAUCAGGAGUGAACUUUUAUAUGUUUCAUGGAGGAACCACCUUCGGGUUUAUGAACGGUGGUAAUGUGUACAAGUCUUUUCCUUAUUUUCUUCCAGACAUUUCAUCAUAUGACUAUGAUGCACCAUUAACAGAGGCAGGUGAUUACACAGAAAAGUAUGAUGCAACUUGCGAGCUUCUGGAAAAGUAUCAGAAAGUAGCUCUAAAAAAAGUUGACCGUCCUUCAGAAACAAAAAAAGUUGCACACCCACCUUUAAGUUCACCACAUUUCAUUGAUUGGAACACCUUACUGAUGCAAGUUAAUAAACAAGAUAUUGAGAUCUUGCAACAACCAGUGUACAUGGAGCAGCUCAAAGUUAAUCAGGGAAGUGGACAAAAUUAUGGUUACAUUGUCUACAGGAAACAGAAUCAGCCUUUAAACCCUGGUUCUACCCUCAAGAUCACAGGGACUAUAAAGGGAUCCGCAAUUGUAGUUGUUGACAAUACUUUAAAAUCACAUCCUCUUAAUUCUAUUCAAGAUUUCCACAACUUUGGUUAUUGGUGCACAGAGCCUGCUAACAAUACUUUGGAUCUUCAAGUUCAACAAUCUUCAACAAGCACUGUAGAUGUUAUCAUUGAAAAUUGGAGCAGGAAUAAUUAUGGAAAGCUGUCUACAGAUUUUAACCAAUGUAGAGGACUUGAAGCUAGUCAAAUAAAUAUAGAUGGCCAAACUGUUGAAGAUUUUAUAAUCUAUGCUUUGCAGUUCAAAGGAGAAUGGGUGAAUAGCCUUUCAGGUUGGUCACCAACCACAAAUAUUUUGGAGGGACCUGUGUUUCUCAAAUUCACACUUGAAAUUGAUGAACCAGUAGAUACCUUCCUUGACAUGAGAGGUUGGGGCAAAGGAAUAGUUUUCAUUAAUGGAUUUAAUAUAGGACGGUACUCUUCAAUUGGACCAAUCCGCACUCUCUUUGCUCCAGCUCCCCUAUUUGUUAAAGGGCCAAAUCAGAUAUGUGUAUUUGAACAUUUUAAAUCCUCUGCACAAUUAAAGUUUUCAGAUAACUUGAUUUUUGAGAAUGCGGCAGAGACUUUUAAUGUUGACUUGUAACUCAGCUUAACUUUGUAACAUAUUUUUAUAAUUAGAAAUAUUAAAUAAAUUUGAAUUCUUAA